This is a messenger RNA of Elgaria multicarinata webbii, 1319 nucleotides long. It is a transcript of the gene PEX2, whose product is annotated as peroxisomal biogenesis factor 2. The transcript has 2 exons. Gene Ontology annotation, cellular component: peroxisomal membrane; Cdc73/Paf1 complex. Gene Ontology annotation, molecular function: zinc ion binding. Gene Ontology annotation, biological process: very long-chain fatty acid metabolic process; fatty acid beta-oxidation; protein import into peroxisome matrix. NCBI's taxonomy places the organism in Eukaryota, Metazoa, Chordata, Lepidosauria, Squamata, Anguidae. The coding region runs from base 153 to 1079 and encodes 308 amino acids. The record is from RefSeq and is a predicted model, not a curated record.
UCGGAGCGAGAACUCGGUGCUCGAUGUGAAAUCCGGGUCACGCAGUUUUCUGGUCUCUUCCCCGCCCACUUUGGGUCGCGAGCCACCGGGGCCGGGGUGGCGACGCUUCCCGGAGGGGCCCCUCCCUCAGGAGAAGAGCGGCAGAAAACUUCAUGUUGACAAUGGCAUCCAGGGACAACAAUGGCAAGAAAGUGACCCCUGUGCUCAGAAUAAGUCAGCUUGAUGCCCUUGAACUAAACAAAGCCCUGGAGCAGCUGGUGUGGUCCCAGUUCACUCGCUGUUUUCAUGGGUUUAAACCUGGACUUUUGGCUCGCUUUGAACCAGAGGUGAAAGCAUUUCUGUGGCUUUUUCUGUGGCGAUUCACCAUCUAUUCCAAGAAUGCAACAGUCGGACAGGACAUUCUGAACAUUCAGUACAAAAAUGAUUUAUCUCAGAUACAGAAUUAUCAGACAUUGAGCAAGCAGCAGAAAUUAUGGUAUCUUAUUUGCACCGUUGGUGGGAAAUGGCUAGAAGAAAGGUGUUAUGAUUUAUUUAGUAAUCGUCCAUUGGAGUCAUUCCAGAAGACAAAGUAUUUCAUUAACUUAGUUGUUGGGCUUCUCAAACUUGGUGAAUUACUGAACUUCUUAGUUUUUCUUCAAAGGGGAAAGUUUGCUACACUUACAGAACGUAUUUUAGGAAUCAGGUCGGUGUUCUGCCAGCCUCAGGGGGUCCGUCAAAUUGGAUUUGAAUACAUGAAUAGGGAACUCUUGUGGCAUGGAUUUGCUGAAUUCCUGAUUUUUCUUUUACCACUUAUUAACAUGCAAAAGCUCAAACUCAGAGUUUCUUCUUGGUCAUUACCUAUUGCAAGAUGUUCCAAUAUUGAUAAUGCUUCAGUACCAUGUUCUAAGGAAUGUUCUCUGUGUGGGGAAUGGCCCACUAUGCCUCAUACCAUAGGCUGUAUACAUGUUUUUUGUUACUAUUGUAUUAAAAGUAACUACUUGCUUGAUAUGUAUUUUACCUGUCCUAAAUGUGGAUCAGAGGUGCAAGAUCUUCAGCCAUUAAAAUAUAAGAUAGAAAUGAAAGAGGUAUAUAUGCAGUAGACGUGUUUAGAUUUUCCUCAAAUCUGUAACUGAUUAUAUUUUUGAAAUCUCCAGAACUUCUUUACAGGGAUAUUUAACAUAUAAUUUAUGUAUAAUUUUGACACGUUCAUUCUAUAAUUCUCUUGGUUAUUGCUAUUUUUGUAAGUUGCUUUACUGUAAAAUGCUCUGCAACUCUAAAGAAACCAUGAUUUAAAAAAAUAAACUUAAUAAAGUAUAAUUAAAAAAUAAAUAAAACCAGGA